This is a messenger RNA of Fundulus heteroclitus (mummichog), 1266 nucleotides long. RefSeq names its product clarin-3. The transcript has 3 exons. The record is from RefSeq and is a predicted model, not a curated record. NCBI's taxonomy places the organism in Eukaryota, Metazoa, Chordata, Actinopteri, Cyprinodontiformes, Fundulidae. Bases 195 to 884 code for a protein of 229 amino acids.
AGGUCGCAGUCAUAAACAGGAGCUUUUAUGACCCCAGAGUCCACAUCUCGCUCCACCUACGAGAGGUAACUCAUGCAAAGUGUCCACGGAAGACAGAAAAAACUGUCCUCUCCCUUUUGCUCCGGCUUCAGAAGUGUUUAACCGAAAAGACGCUUGGAUUUCGAUUUAACAGGAACAUCUGGGAAACAGACAAAAUGCCUUCUGGAACGAAGACUCUUUAUUUUAUGUUCAGCGCGAUGCUAACCGCCAUAUCUGUCGGUCUGCUUGGAUAUGCCAUGUCCACCAAGUGGUCUAAAACGACCAUGGAAUGCUCAGGACUUGUAACCAACAAUGGAACUGCAGAAAUCACUUUGGGCCUUUUCAAUGGAAUUUUAGUAAGAGACUCUUGUCCAGGCUUUGGCAAUCAGGAUACCUUUUCAGUUUUUUCAGCGUUGUCGAAUAUAGAAGUGACUCCUCUGGCUCUCCACGGUCUGUGUUUGGGCCUGCUGGUCCUGUGCUUGCUGUCUUCCGCCCUCAGCAUCCUGAUCUCGCUCUACAACAGCGUCAGUAACCCUUACGAAACCUACAUGGGGCCCAUCGGGGUUUACACAUGCUCCUCCAUCAGCGCCUGCUUGUCCGUAUUGGUCCUCAUCAUAUUUGUGCUGAACCUCUACGUGACCACCAUGGCAGAGCAGUUGGUACCCAGCAUCGCUUCAAUUCCUCCCGUGGACCUGACGGGGAAAAGGACAGAGAUGCUGGUCGGGAGCAUCCUUCUCAUCCCUUACAUGGUGCUCUCUCUGCUCGCCAUCCUGUUGAUCUACCUGUACGACCACGCCGCCUACACCCACAGACGAGAACAGGAGAAGCCCACAGAGGAUGCUCCCAAGGAGAUCAUGAUGUACUAGUGAUAAUGCAGACAGUGACACUUUGCACAUUCCUUAUGACUUUCUGGGGGAACCUACUGUAAUAAAUCAUUGCAGAUCAUGGUUUUUGUACAGAAAAGAACGAAUGAACAUCUUGCCUGGUGUACAAGGUGUAGAAAUCAGUUCAUUAUAUUCAGUUUUAACAUUUUAGAGAAAAGGUUUAAUCAUGUUCCAGCUUUAAGUUAAUUUGUCUGUUUUAUCAAAAGUUUGGAUAGCCUCUUCAAUCUCGCAAAAUUUUUCGCAUGAAAUUACAUUCGUUCAAACCUAUUUAUUUUACACACGAACAAUGUGAGUGUACUUAGUGCAAUGCGAUAUAUUUUCAUAUUUUUCACAGUAAACUAACCGAUCAGCAGGACGUUAUAUU